Molecule: messenger RNA, 1230 nt
Organism: Adineta steineri
Lineage: Eukaryota; Metazoa; Rotifera; Eurotatoria; Adinetida; Adinetidae
Source: the annotation of a GenBank genome assembly
AUGUCGUCAUCUUCAUUAUUUUAUAUUAGUAUUACACUGUUAGUUUUAAUACUACCAGUUGCAUCUGUUUAUAAUGUGUAUUCAUACGAUGAUGGUCAUGGUGGUGAAGAACAUUGUUGUGUAGCACGAAUACGUGAAAAUCUUUGUUUGGCAACACCAAUUACACGAAGUCUAGUACAAGUUAAUAAACAAUGUCAUCGAUUUGAUGGACCUAAUAAACGUCAUCGAUAUGGUGAAAAGAGGAAUAAAAAUGAAUAUUUAGAAAAAAUUUCACGUCGAUUAGAUAUACAAUCAUCAGAAGAAAUUGGUGAUAAAAUACUUCUUGAAUUAAAAAAACCAUUAGAUACACAUAUGGUUCAGAAAGAUCUUGUAUGUUUAGCAUCAAAAACUCAUGAUAUAAAUUUCGAAAAAUGUCAUAUGGAAUUAGUUGAUGAUUCAGAUGAUGAUAUGGACGACGACACCGAUAGCGACGAAGACGAUCAUAAACCACACAAACGUCACAGACACCGUGGAUCUCAUCGUCAUAAUCAUCAUCGUUUUGAUCGUCAAAAACGUGCUAGUAUCAAUAAUAAUACAAAAGAAAGUGAUAUCAUGGAAGAUGAUGAUGUGGAAACUAAACAAAAUAAAGCUGAAAAAGAAACACAUCGAAUGGAACUUCAUCAACCAGUUCAAAUUCGUGAAGGUCGUGGUUUUACAAUUCGUCAAACAUAUACACUUAAUGUUACUGAGAUUUCAAAAACAAAUCGUGUAUCACAGAAAUGUUUAUCAUGGUAUCGUAAAAAGACACGUAAAGUACGUCAUAAUUCUUCAAAACAAUCAAAAUCUUGUACAAAAUUGACUGAUCAUGUUGAAACAUGUAUUAAUCAACUUGUUUAUAGUGAUACUGAAACAAAUAAUCAUCCUCAACAUACAAUAGUUUCUUUCGCCAAAGGAUCAAAAUUAUAUUGUGAAGAUCGAAGUGGCCAUACUAAAUUACUUGGUUCUCUUCGUUUCGGUAAUGUAUGUUUUCGUACAAACGAACAAAUUCUUAUUGAACAAAGUUUUACUGAUAUUGUUGGUUUAUCUCAUAUGAACAAAAAUGAAGAUGUACUUAAAUUUAUCACGGAUAAUAAGAAAUUUGCAGCUGAAUUUAAGCAUGAUUGUCAUGAUAAAUCAACAUUAGUUGAAUUUGUUGCACAAGACAAAGAAUUUCAACAUAAAACGCAUACGAAACAAAUUAAAAAAGAAUAA